This is a messenger RNA of Nicotiana attenuata, 1725 nucleotides long. RefSeq names its product WAT1-related protein At1g68170-like. Gene Ontology annotation, molecular function: transmembrane transporter activity. The coding region runs from base 256 to 1425 and encodes 389 amino acids. Lineage: Eukaryota; Viridiplantae; Streptophyta; Magnoliopsida; Solanales; Solanaceae. Gene Ontology annotation, cellular component: plasma membrane. The transcript has 7 exons. The record is from RefSeq and is a predicted model, not a curated record.
CAUUUUCUCUCACCCCCCAAAAGCCAAAAAUCUCUUCUAAACAUUUUCCCUAUACAAAAUCUUUGAAUCUUUGAUUUUCAUCAUCCCCUCUAGCCUCUAUCUCUGCAUGCAAAACAAGAACGUAAGAAGAAGAGAAGGAUUAUAAAAUUAAGCCCUUCUUUUACUUUCUUGCUAUCUUGUUUUGUCUAUUCCUCUUCAAGAAAUUAAACAUUAUCAUCUUUUUUUGGAAAAGGGAAAGAGCAGAAAAGAUUAAUAAUGGCUAGCAUGGAAAAUAUAUGCAACGUGGUGCAUGAGAUGAGGCCUCUUUUGCUUAUGAUUUUAGGGCAGAUAAUACUUGCUGGAAUGAAUAUUGUGUUCAAACUUGCCACCAGCGAUGGGAUGAAUUUUAGCAUUUUGAUCUUCUAUCGUUGUCUCUUCGCCUCUGUAUUCAUGGUCCCUCUUGCAUUCUUUAUUGAAAGGGGAAAAAGAGCCAAGUUAACAAAGAUGGUUAUAUUUCAAGGAUUUCUUUGUGGUCUACUUGGGGGUUCAUUAGGACAAAACAUGUACCUACAAAGCUUGGUCUACACAUCAGCAACUUUUGUCUCAGCCAUGUUCAAUCUCAUUCCUGCCAUAACAUUUGUUGUUGCCAUCAUAUUGAGGUUAGAAAAGUUGGGCUUGAAAACACCAGCAGGUAAAGCAAAGGUAUUGGGGACACUCGUUUGCAUCAGUGGAGCAAUGCUCCUAACACUAUACAAAGGGCCAGAGAUAAAUAUAGGGAAAACAAACAUUAACCUGUUGCAUUCCACACAUCAUAAGGGAGAAAGUAAACCUUUAGCAGGGGCUCUUCUUGCCCUAGCUGGUUGUACUUGCUAUGCACUGUUGUUGAUUGUUCAGGCUAAGGCAGCUCAGCGAUAUCCAUGUCCUUACUCAUUCACUGCUCUACUGAAUGUAAUGGCAGCAGUUCAAUGUUUUGUUGUUGCAGUAGUUGUGGAAAGAGAUUGGAAGGAAUGGAAAUUAGGGUGGAACGUUCGACUUCUUGCUUCAGCAUAUACAGGGAUUUUUUGUUCUGGAGUACUUUUUACCAUCAUCGCAUGGGUAGUCCGUAUGAAAGGUCCAGUAUAUGUAUCCGUUUUUAACCCUUUGAUGCUUGUGAUGGUGGCAAUUUCUGGAUACUUGUUCUUGGAAGAAAAGUUGUACCUCGGAAGUGUGCUUGGAUCAAUUGUGAUAGUGUGUGGACUAUAUGUUGUCUUGUGGGGGAAAGAUAAAGAAAUCAAGAAACUGAGCCAGUUGGUGCCGGAUAAAGAAGAGACUGACAUAAAAUCUUCAUCAGUUAAAGACAGUAGCCAUGGUGGAAGCAGCAAAAGGGAGGUAAAAGAAGAUGAAGGAGAAGAGAAUAAGAGGGAUUCUCAGGCUGGUUCUGAAAUUUUAGGAGGUACUUAUCACUAAAAGAUGAAGGAUUAUUAUCAUCAAAAAGUGAUAAAACAAGAAAAGACAAUUUAUUCUUUAUGAUGGCCGAUAGAGGCAGUUUAUGAAGCUGCAUUUUGCAACACUAGCACAAACUAGCUAAAGUUUUGCAGUGACUAUAUGACAUGCUAGAACUAGCAAUGAAGUAGCCAUUUUUGAUCAUCUUGUUCAAUCAUUAUUUCUCAAGUCUUUUUCUUCUUUUUGGCCAGAAAUGAUAUAAAAUGUAUAGAAAGGAAAUGAACAACAUUUAAUUGAAAUGAUAUCAUUCUCCUUCAGUUUUGA